Periophthalmus magnuspinnatus is the source of this 2780-nucleotide messenger RNA. It is a transcript of the gene srrt, whose product is annotated as serrate RNA effector molecule homolog (Arabidopsis). Gene Ontology annotation, biological process: mRNA processing; primary miRNA processing. The coding region runs from base 91 to 2631 and encodes 846 amino acids. Gene Ontology annotation, cellular component: nuclear body. The transcript is spliced from 20 exons. The record is from RefSeq and is a predicted model, not a curated record. NCBI's taxonomy places the organism in Eukaryota, Metazoa, Chordata, Actinopteri, Gobiiformes, Gobiidae.
GGGUGCGGUGGUGCAGUUUAAUACUUUUCAGGUUCACAGAAGGAGACACUCGGCUAAAGGCGGAAGGACUGACCUCUUGAAGAACUUGGCAUGGGGGACAGUGACGAUGAAUAUGACCGCAGGAGAAGAGACAAAUUUAGACGAGAAAGGAGCGACUAUGACCGGUCCAGGGAGCGAGAAGAGAGACGCAGAGAUGACUGGAAUGACAGGGAAUGGGACAGAGGGCGAGAGCGCAGAAGCCGUGGAGAGUACAGAGAUUAUGAUCGGGGUCGGAGAGAUCGAUUCUCUCCUCCCAGGCAUGAUAUGAGCCCACAGCAGAAACGCAUGAGGCGUGAUUGGGAUGAUCACGGGGGAGAGCCAUAUCGAGGAGGCUAUGAUCUGGGCUAUGGUGGUGCUGGGCCGAGCUAUGGACCACCACAGCAUUGGGGUCAUCCCGAUAUGCAUCUCAUGCAGCCUCAUCAUGGCAUUCCCAUACAAGCAAGGCUGGGUAGCAUUCAUGACAUGGACUUAGGCCCUCCUCCUCCAAUAAUGAAGACCUUCAAGGAGUUCCUGCUGUCUCUGGAUGACUCCGUGGAUGAGACUGAAGCCGUCAAACGCUAUAAUGAGUACAAGCUUGACUUCCGCCGUCAACAGAUGCAGGAUUUCUUUUUGGCUCAUAAAGACGAAGAGUGGUUCAGGUCCAAGUACCAUCCGGAUGAAGCCAGUCGACUUAAGGCUGAAGCCCAGUGUGCCCUCAACAAUCGUCUCAAUGUCUUCACCUUCCUCAUGGAGAACAGCUGGUUUGAUGGAGUAUCCCUGGAUAUUGACCAUAGCCAAGCCAUUAUCAAAGUACUGGAUGCAGCUGUGAUUAAGAUGGAAGGAGGGACUGACCAUGACCUCCGCAUCCUGGACCUUCCCUCUGAAGAAGAGGAAGAGCGGGAAAAACCCUCCCCAGGUGCCCCUGAGCAGCUAAAAAAAGAGGACUCCAAGACCCCAGAGACAGAACAUAAAGAUCCAGUUUCAGGGGGCAAAAAUGAAAAGGAGGAUGAGGAGGAGGAUUCUGUCGGCAAAGAGAAAGCAGAUUCCAAAGCACCAGAAGAAAGCGAGGACGUUAAAGUGGCGGCAAACAAAUCGCCUCCAAAACAGGAACCACCUGAGCCCAAGAAGCCAAGAAGAAAAAGGAAACGAAAUGACAGUGAUGAUGAAGGAAGUGGCUCAGAGAGUGAAUCCGACUCAGAUUCCGACUCAAACUCAAACAGCUCUGAUAACAAACCUGAGAAGAGAGAAGAGGAAGACAAGGAUGAAGAGGAGGAAGAGGGGGAAGACAAGCCUAAAGACUCAGAGGAUGACAAGAAAGAAGAGAAGAAACCCAAAGAUGACUCUCCCAGACCUCGACCACUUCACAAGACCUGCUCCUUGUUUAUGAGAAGCAUUGCUCCCACCAUUUCAAAAGGAGAGAUUAUUGCUCUCUGUCGAAGAUUCCCCGGUUUUCUCCGUGUUUGCUUGUCUGAUCCCCACCCAGAACGCAGAUUUUUUCGAAGAUGCUGGGUGACUUUUGAUCGCAGUGUUAACAUUAAAGAGGUGUGUUGGAGCCUGCAGAAUAUUCGACUAAGAGACUGUGAGCUGGCUCCUGGGGUGAACAGGGACUUGGCUCGGAGGGUGCGCCAUGUGAAUGGGAUCACUCAGCAUAAGCAGGUGCUUCGCAAUGACAUCAAGUUUGCUGCAAAGCUGAUUCAUGCUUUGGAUGAGAAAGGGGAAUUGUGGAGCAACAAAACCCAGGAAGAGAGUCCUGAGCUGCCAGCUCAGAACCCCAUCCUGAGGAACAUCACAGAUUACCUGAUAGAGGAGGUGAGUGCUGAAGAGGAGGAGCUUCUGGGCACUGGGCUGGAUCCAGAGGAGGGCAAUAAGGAGGGAAAUCCCACAGAGAUGACUGUGGAGAGGGACGACAAGCUUGCCAAGGUUUUAGAUCAUCUGUUGUUGUAUCUUCGUAUUGUGCACUCCAUUGACUACUACAACACUUGUGAAUACCCAAGUGAGGAUGACAUGCCCAAUCGCUGUGGGAUGAUUCAUGUGCGCGGGCCUAUUCCUCCUAACCGUAUCACACAGGGAGAGGUGCAACAGUGGCAGAAGAUGAUGGAAGAGAAACUCAGUCCAUUGUUUAGCUUGAAAGAAGUGCUCUCUGAGGAGGAGGCAGUGAAGAUGGGGCGAAAGGAUCCUGAAGAGGAAGUGGAGAAGUUUGUGUUGGCUAACACUCAAGAGCUGGGAAAGGACAAGUGGCUCUGCCCCCUCAGUGGUAAAAAGUUUAAGGGCCCUGAGUUUGUGCGAAAGCACAUUUUAAACAAACAUGGGGACAAAAUUGAAGAAGUCAAAAAAGAGGUGGUUUUCUUUAACAACUUUUUAAUGGAUGCAAAGAGACCCUCACUACCAGAGCUGAAGCUGCCUCCUCUGCCCGGCCCAGGUAUACUUUCUCCAGGCAUCCCCUUCCCUCCUCAGGGACCCCAGGGUCCUAUAGGCUUUGGACAACCUCGUCCUCCACUAAUGGGCUAUGGUGGGCCUCCCUAUCCCCCAAACCAGUAUGGAGGAGGCAGAGGGAACUAUGACAACUUUCGUGGUCAAGGUGGCUAUUUGGGAAAGCCACGCAACCUUAGGUGAGAGCACUGAUGUCAAGAGGUGAUCCACGCAACAUUAUUGAGUAUCGUGACCUGGAUGCCCCAGAUGAUAUGGACUUCUUCUAGGUUUGUCUGAUUGGAGUACACCUUAGCCCUGUGUCCUGCUUAAUAAAUGUAGUUACUGAAUUGUUA